This is a messenger RNA of Solanum dulcamara, 1515 nucleotides long. RefSeq lists its product as uncharacterized. Bases 239 to 1336 code for a protein of 365 amino acids. Gene Ontology annotation, cellular component: membrane. The transcript has a single exon. Lineage: Eukaryota; Viridiplantae; Streptophyta; Magnoliopsida; Solanales; Solanaceae. The record is from RefSeq and is a predicted model, not a curated record.
UUUGACCCCAUUUAAAAGUUGCAUUACUUUCAAAUUUAGAUGUUAAAGUAACAGCUCAUUUUCCCUCAAAAAGUUUGAGAUUCACUAAAGUUGGUCAAGACUUCACCACAAAGUAUACAUUUUGAAAAAUUGAAACUUUAUUUCAAGAUUAUGGCCCCCUGUAGCCUACCCCUAAGAAAGGGGGAAAGGAAAAAGAAACACACUACAAUAGACUUAUAUUGCCUAAAGAACAUGUUACAUGACGCAAAUUUCAAGUAGUACUUUCUUCUUUUCUCCAAUUUCGUUUCUAUCCCUAAGCCUAUCAAUUUCCAAUAGCCUCUUUAUUUUGCCUUUUGAUGAUCAAUGCUGGAAAGAAUUCAAGAAUCUACAGUCAAUUAGGCAACUCCUCCUUCAAAUGGGCUCACUUCUUUAUCUUACUUUGACAUUACUUUCAUUGGCAUUCACCGCGAUUCUUUCAAGUGAAGCACAAGGCAUAAAAUCAGCGCGACUUCUUGAUCUAGUCCUACGAGACAACACGUUCCGAUACUACAACACAAGGAAAUUCAGAACGGCGAAACUGUACCCCAUACAUUUACCAUCUAAUCUCUCGGGGAUCAAAGUCGAUUCAAUAAGGUAUCGAUGUGGUAGUCUAGCAAGAUAUGGUGCCAAAAUAAAAGAAUUCGAAUUGCCAAUUGGGGUAAGUAUUCAACAUUGUGCUGAAAGAGUACUAAUUAUUAGACAAAAUCUUGGAUCCAAUUGGUCUUCUAUUUACUAUGACAACUAUGAAUUAUCAGGUUAUCAACUUAUUUCCCCUGUUUUAGGCUUAUUAGCAUUCAAUGCUGGUGAUGACAUUGUCACUUCAUCCAUCCCAUUGGAACUCGGAUUCCAAUCCGAUAAAAUUCCAAUCAAAAUAGAUUUUAGCAAUACAACAAGGCUAGUAAAUUCGACUAUUAUUACCCCCGGGAUCAUACCAUUAUGUGCUAGCUUUGAGCGCGAAGGAAAGGUGACACUAACAAAACAAGUAUCACAAAAUGUUUGUUCUGCUAAAAAGCAGGGGCAUUUUGGUUUAGUUAUUGAAUCGCCUUUGAUACCUUUGAAAAAUAAACGUGAAAGUAAGUGGAAAUUAGCUAUAGGGAGCUCGAUUGGAGCUGCAUUGGGCGCAUUCCUUUUAGGUUUAUUACUUAUCGCGUUAUUCGCCAAAGUGAAGAAGAAAGCAAGGAUGGAGGAAUUGGUAAGAAGGGCAUAUGAAGAAGAAGCUUUACAAGUUUCUAUGGUUGGACAUGUUAGAGCUCCAACUGCAGCAGGUACUAGGACUGUUCCAACUAUUGAACAUGAUUAUAGUCCUCAUAAUACUUAAAAAAAUAUAAUUAUUUUUAGAUUUUUGUGGAUUAUUAUUCUUUUUGUAAGAUGAAAAUCUUUUGAAGUUUUAUGUAUUGAUACAAUUGAAAUUUCUUAGGCCAGGGGAAAUAGAUUAAAUGCUGACAAUUAAUUUGUUGUAUCUGUUCUGCUAAAUUCAACUUCUUUCCUUUUCUUUUC